Messenger RNA from Ziziphus jujuba (common jujube), 2390 nucleotides. RefSeq names its product protein FAR1-RELATED SEQUENCE 6. NCBI's taxonomy places the organism in Eukaryota, Viridiplantae, Streptophyta, Magnoliopsida, Rosales, Rhamnaceae. The record is from RefSeq and is a predicted model, not a curated record. Gene Ontology annotation, molecular function: zinc ion binding. Gene Ontology annotation, biological process: regulation of DNA-templated transcription. Bases 301 to 2313 code for a protein of 670 amino acids. The transcript is spliced from 2 exons.
UGGUGUGGUGAAACGCCAUCGUUUCGGUGAAACCACAAUCGCAUUUUCCAAUUUCCCAAUUCGUCAUGUUGUGGAAAUCUCUGACCCCGCAGAACUGACCGAGCUCGCAGAGAUUCUGAUCUCUUCGGCGACCUCCGGAUGUCCAACACUCAUUCACUCCCCAACACUCAUCCACUCACCGUGCCCGAUCGGUGGUGAUCAUUCUUAGUUCCAUUGUUUGGGAUCCAAGAAAAUUCAAGCCCUCCCUGGUUAACCGUGUUUUUUUCAUUCAUCCAAAUCCAUUUGGCUUUGAUUUCAAAGAUGGAAGAAGUUUGUCUCAAUAGUGAACCAGUGUUUGAUGAAGGUGAUGAGUACGAUGUUGAGGGAGACUGCAGUGUUGUUGAUCAUGAUGAUGAAGCGGGGGAACCACGGACUAGAAAAGAACCUCCACUCCCAACUGUUGGUUUAGAGUUUGAUUCUUUUGAUGAAGCUUAUGAUUUUUACAAUGUUUAUGCUAAACAACAGGGUUUUGGCAUUAGAGUGAGCAAUUCAUGGUUCAGAUCAAAGAGAAAAGAACGGUAUAGAGCAAAGCUAAGUUGCAGCAGUGCAGGUUUCAAGAAAAAGAGUGAAGCCAACAAUCCAAGACCAGAAACAAGAACUGGUUGUCCUGCCAUGAUUGUCAUCAGGCUGGUGGACUCCAAAAGGUGGAGAAUAGUUGAAGUAGAACUUGAACACAACCAUCAGGUCAGUCCACAAAUCAAGAGGUUUUACAAGUCACAUAAAAAAAUGAUUCUUGCUGCCAAAAAGGCGCAACCGUCUCCAGAGCCUGUUACAGAAGUGCAUACCAUUAAGCUCUACCGAACGGCUAUUAUGGAUGCCGGGUCUAAUGGGUACUCUCAUUUUAAUGAAAGAGAGGGCAUGAAUCCUGUUGAUCACUCUAAACAUUUGGAGCUCAAAGAAGGAGAUGCUCAUGCAGUUUACAACUACUUUUGUCGCAUGAAACUGACAAAUCCAAACUUCUUUUAUUUGAUGGAUCUUGAUGAUGAUGGGCGCCUGAGGAAUGUCUUUUGGGCUGAUGCCAGGUCCAGAGCUGCAUAUGGUUAUUUUUGUGAAACAGUUGCAAUAGACACAGCAUGCUUGGCAAACAAAUAUGAGGUCCCCUUGAUUUCAUUUGUUGGCGUAAACCACCAUGGACAAUCCAUAUUGUUGGGCUGUGGAUUUCUUGGAAAUGAGUCAGUGGACUAUUUUGUUUGGAUUCUCAGGGCAUGGCUGAAAUGCAUGUUAGACUGCCCUCCACAAGUUAUCAUUACUGACCAGUGUAAGCCCUUACAAAUUGCAAUCUCUGAAGUUAUCCCUAGUGCGAGGCAUUGUUAUUGUUUGUGGUAUAUCAUGCAGAGAAUUCCUGAGAAGUUGGGUGGUUUGAAGGGAUAUGAAGCAAUCAAAAGACAGUUGCACAAAGCAGUCUAUAAUUCCUUGAAGAUAGCUGAGUUUGAAACUUCUUGGGCUGAGAUGAUCAAGUGGAAUGGAUUAGGGGAUAAUAAAUGGCUUCAGACAUUAUAUGAAGAACGGCAACUGUGGGUUCCAGUUUACUUAAAAGAUACCUUUUUUGCAGGAAUGGUCCCUAUCCAAGAAAAUGAUGGUGUGACUGCAUUUUUUGAUGGUUAUGUACAUAAACAUACAUCUUUUAAGGAAUUUGUUGAUAAGUACGAUCUAGCUCUACAUAGGAAGCACAUGAAGGAAGUAACUUCUGACAUGGAGUCAGCAAAUUCGAGCUAUGAAUUGAAAACAAGAUGCAAUUUUGAAGUGCAGCUCUCUAAAGUAUACACAAAAGAAAUUUUCAAGAGGUUCCAAUCAGAGGUUGAGGGGAUGUAUUCCUGCUUCAACACAAGGCAGGUCAACGUUAAUGGACCUAUAAUUACUUACAUAGUCAAAGAAAGAGUUGAAGUCGGUGAGAACGAGAAGGAAGUUAGAAACUACGAGGUUUUGUACGAGACAACACAAGUGGAUAUCCGAUGCAUUUGCAGUUUGUUCAAUUACAAAGGUUAUUUAUGCAGGCAUGCUUUAAAUGUUCUUAACUAUAACGGGGUAGAGGAAAUCCCAUCCCGCUACAUUCUUCCAAGGUGGAGUAAAGAUUUUAAAUGCAGGUACCUUCUAGAUCACAGCUCCUGUAAUAUUGACAUGUUUAACCCGGUGCACCGGUAUAAUUAUCUAAAUAAGCGAGCCCUUCCGGUUGUGGAACAAGGGGCACAUUCUCAAGAUUGUUAUAAGACUGCAUUGCAAGAACUAGAGGAAUUGUUAAACAAGUUUAAACUUGUAGAUGAUAACCUAAUGUAACAUGGAAUAGUAUAAUACAGCAGCAACUAGCAAGAAAUGCAUAAAUCUUCCUACGAGGAACUUGUUUUGUUUCCAUA